This is a messenger RNA of Rotaria sordida, 417 nucleotides long. The record is from the annotation of a GenBank genome assembly. NCBI's taxonomy places the organism in Eukaryota, Metazoa, Rotifera, Eurotatoria, Philodinida, Philodinidae.
AUGGGUCAUUUAUUCACUAAAAUGGCAACACUAUGGUUAGAACAACAAACGGCACCGAUGAUGACACAAUAUGGAUUAAAACCAACUUAUACCAAACGAAAACGUACUGAUUAUGAUGAUAUAUCGAACAAAAGGAAAAUUAUUAUUGAUUCAACAACAAUGAAUGAUAGUGAUGAUGAUGAACGUUUAUCUCUUUCGCCAAGAGUUUCUCCGAUAAUACCAAAAGUCACGAAAUCUUCUAGUUUUGUCAAUCGUUCUUUGUCAUCUAUGACAUUAUUUAAAUGUCAACUUUGUCGUCGAUGUCUCAGAAAUAAAGAUAUCUAUAUGGACCAUAUGACAAUGUGUGCUGUUCAACGUCAAGCAUCGAUUAAAAUUGUACGUGCGAAGAAAGAUAAAGAUAAAAUUUCUAUUCUAUAA